AUGAAAAAAUAUUUCUAAAUCCAACUUAAAAUUCAGGUUCAGAACAUAAUUUAGAAAUAAAUAAAGAAGCAUUUAAAUAUUGGGUAUAUAGUAAUAAUAUUUAAUAAAUAUAUUUUAUUAUAAUAAAUAAAAAAAAAUAUAUAGUAUUAUAGCGUUGGAAAAAGUUUUAGAAAAUAUUAAUUCGAUAUAGUAUAAACAUGUUUAAAAUAUAAUACACUGGUUGCUUUACCUACAGGAUUAGGAAAAACAUUUAUUGCGGCUACUAUAAUGUUUAAUUUUUAUGUAUGGUUUCCCAAAGGAAAGAUAUUUUUUUUGGCGCCAACUCGCCCUUUAGUGAGUUAAUAAAUGGAAUGUUUAAAAAUUUUUGAAAAAAUAAAUUAAUAGGAUAUAAUUGAAAUUGUAGGAAAUUUGCCGACUAAAAAAAGAAAGGAGUUUUACCAAAAUAAACGUGUUUUUUUCUAAACGCCUUAAACUUUAGAUAAUGAUCUAUAAGAAAAAAGAUAUGAAGGGGAUAAUUUAUGUUUAAUUGUUUUUGAUGAAGCACAUAAAGCUACAGGGAAAUAUGCUUAUACUAAUAUUAUUAAUUAAUUAGAAAAGCUUCAUUUUGGAUAUAGAGUUUUAGCUUUAAGCGCUACUCCUGGAAAUUAAUUUGAAUAAAUAUAAGAAGUUCUAAAAAAUUUAAAAAUAUGUAAACUAGAAGUGAAAGAUGAGAAUGAUGAAGAUAUAAAGAAAUAUAUGCAUAAAAAAUAAAUAUUUCCUGUAAAAGUAUAAAAUAAUGACUAAAUAAAUAAAAUUUAGGAAAAUAUUUCUAAUUUAAUAUUUAAUUGUUAUUAGUGGUUAUUAUAAUAAGGAGUAGUACCUUUUUAUAUUAAAAUGAAAGUCAGAUAACCUGUUGAUAUUCAUAGGGGAAUUUUUUAUUCGAUUUUUAAAAAUUUUUAUCAAAAAUAACAAAUAUAAAAUGAUGUAAUUGAAAAAGGAGGAACUAUUGGCUUAACAGAAGUUUAGAAUUAACUUUAAGUAAAAAAAAAGAAUAUAGCUGACAAGAAUUUUUCUAGUUUAAAGAAUUUUCUUAAAAUGGAAUAGUUUCAGCCUUUUUAGAAACAUAAAAUACCUACAAAAAAAGAAAGUAAAUUAUAAAAAAUCGAAAAUAUUUAAGAAAUCGAAGAUGUUUAAGAAAUCGAAAGUCAUCCCAAAAGUUAGCAAUUAAUUUAAAUUUUAGUUGAUUAAUUUUAGAAUGAAAAAAAUGUUUAAAAUUUCUCCAAAUCUAUUGUUUUUACUUAAAAUCGAAACUCGGCUUUUUAAUUGAAAAAAUUAUUAAAUUAAUCCUCUGUAUAUAUUAGAAGUGAAGUUUUUAUAGGACAAGCUAAUUUAGAUGGAUAAGGGAUGAACUAAAAAGCUCAAAUUCAAGUUAUUAAGAAGUUUAAAAAUAAUGAGUAUAAUACCCUUAUUGCCACUUGUAUAGGAGAAGAAGGGCUCGAUAUAGGAGAAGUGGACGUUAUUGUUUGCUAUGAUUCAGGAUUUUCGCCUAUUAGGAUGAUUUAGAGGAUGGGAAGAACAGGAAGGAAGAGAGAAGGGAAAGUUUAUAUUUUAUUAAUGGAAGGAAAAGAGUAUUUGAGUUAUAUAUAAAGUUAGAAAAGACAUAAGGCAUUGAUCAAACUGUUAAAAAUUAAUAGUAUAGAAGGUAAUUUUUAGAAAGGAAGUAAUAAAGAGAAAUUUUAAUUUUAUGGAUUUAACCCGAGAAUGAUACCGGUAGAUGUAAAUCCAUUAUGUAAAAUUAUUAUUAAUGAAUAGUAAGAUUUAGUACUUUAAAAAACUACAUUUUAGAAUAUUGAAGAAGUUUAAGAAAAUUCUGAUCUGGGUGAAUUU
Messenger RNA from Ichthyophthirius multifiliis, 1866 nucleotides. RefSeq lists its product as hypothetical. The transcript is spliced from 3 exons. Gene Ontology annotation, molecular function: four-way junction helicase activity; 3'-5' DNA helicase activity; four-way junction DNA binding. The record is from RefSeq and is a predicted model, not a curated record. Gene Ontology annotation, biological process: double-strand break repair via synthesis-dependent strand annealing; interstrand cross-link repair; replication fork reversal. The annotation marks the transcript as partial. NCBI's taxonomy places the organism in Eukaryota, Ciliophora, Oligohymenophorea, Hymenostomatida.